AUGAAGCUCUCUACCACGCUCGUCUACCUGGCCAUCUUGGCCUCACCUACCUGGUCCGCCCCGAUUGAACAGGAUGCUUCGGGCAGCCGAUCCACCCUUUUCGCUGAGCGCCAGCCCCGCACGGACAUCGACAUGGGGAACCUCGUCUUGACGCCUCGAGCUAUUGAGGUCGCGCACCCUGGCGCCGUCUUUCAGCCGCCACCUGGACGAGUGGAACGAAUAAUGAAGGACCUCGGCAAGUAUGCGUGGAACAAGCCCUACAAAAGUGUGGCGUGAGUAGCACUCCCUGCCUCCCAGAGCCGUUCAAGCCUUUGACUCGGCGCGAAGAAGCGACGACGCUAGGCCUUAGCUCACAGCAGGGACUCGAACCCCCUCCUGCAGCUGGGGUCUCGGCUUUCUUGGACCGCCCUUGGCGGCAGUUGGCGGGUUCACGCACGCACAUAAGAUGACGGAGGAGCGUAAGAAGUAUCUUCGUGAACAUCAACAACCCCGCAGUCGCUCUAUCGAAGAGGAUGACGGCCUACCUCUUUUGACGAAGCGCAAUGUAGAUGCGGACGGCGAGCAGGUGGCUCUGGCAAAGCGUGCUCCUCCCGUUCAAGACGGCAUCCAGCUAGGGACGCUCUUGCACGCUGCCGCCCAACGGGAGAUUGAAAGUCAUGCUGCAACACAAGAAGCUAUCGAUGCCGUGGCCCUUGCUAAAAAGAAGCGUCGCCAGGACAUGUUACAUCGCGCCAAAUUUGCAAGGUGAGCCCCUCAAUUCGACUGGCAAUCGAGUCCUCGCUUUCUGAGUUUGCAGAUCAAGUCCUUGAGCGUGUAUUGAGAUCAUACUUAUGCGCAGCUCACGGUAUCUUUGACAGCGCGGUGGGAGCGCUUGGAGGAGGGCUUGGACUGUUUUACUAUGGAGGUGUGCAACUUGCUCACUAUGGCAGUAAAGAUUUGGAGCCCAAGCAUGCCCCUUAG
Molecule: messenger RNA, 960 nt
Organism: Ceraceosorus bombacis
Lineage: Eukaryota; Fungi; Basidiomycota; Exobasidiomycetes; Ceraceosorales; Ceraceosoraceae
Source: the annotation of a GenBank genome assembly